AAAAUCAGAUUAUCUAUGAUCCAGCUCAAAAAUGGUACAACAAAUAAUAAUUAUAUAUAUAUAACAAUAAAUUAAUUAACAUGUCCAUGUAAUCUCCCAACAUUGCGAAGUCCCUACGCCCUGGCUCUCUCACAAUCCUACCUCUUGUCUCGAUUCUCCCUUCUCCUUCCACCUCAGGAUCUCCCCCAGAUUCCUAUUUCAGAGACUCAUUUCUCCCUUUUGAUCCCCGCCCCCUCACCAGCUGUGGUCUUUGUAAUUCACGUGACCGAAAGGAUUAUCCAUGUUUGCUUGUAGUUUGGUGAUUACUCUUUUGAGAUCUAAAACCCAGGUGAAGCUGACAGAAAAUGGGGAUAUAUCUUAGCACUCCAAAUACUGAGAAAUUUUCUGAAGAUGGUGAAAAUGACAGGCUAAAGUAUGGUCUCUCAUCCAUGCAAGGAUGGCGUGCAACCAUGGAAGAUGCUCAUACCGCAUUGCUAGAUCUUGAUGAGCACACAUCGUUCUUUGGUGUUUAUGAUGGCCAUGGAGGGAAAGUAGUUGCCAAGUUUUGCGCGAAGUACCUACACACGCAGGUUCUCAAGAAUGAGGCCUAUGCAGCUGGCGAUUUAGGCACCUCUCUUCAGAAAGCUUUUCUGAGAAUGGACGAAAUGAUGCAAGGGCAAAGAGGAUGGAGGGAACUAGCUGCAUUAGGAGAUAAAAUUAAUAAGUUUACCGGCAUGAUUGAAGGACUAAUUUGGUCUCCAAAGGGCGGGGACAACCAUGAUAAUGAAGAUGAUUGGGCUUUUGAGGAGGGACCCCACUCUGAUUUUUCCGGGCCCACAUCUGGAUCCACUGCUUGCGUGGCGAUCAUAAGAAACAACCAACUUGUUGUUGCAAAUGCUGGUGAUUCUCGCUGUGUUAUCUCGAGGAAGGGUCAGGCGUACAAUUUGUCCAAAGAUCACAAGCCAGAGCUUGAGGCCGAGAGAGAAAGGAUACUAAAAGCUGGGGGGUUCAUCCAUGCAGGACGAGUCAAUGGAAGCUUAAACCUGUCAAGAGCAAUUGGCGAUAUGGAGUUCAAGCAGAACAAGAUUUUUCCUCCUGAGAAGCAAGUCAUCACCGCCAAUCCCGACAUAAACACUGUGGAGCUAUGUGAUGAUGACGAGUUUAUCGUUCUAGCAUGUGACGGCAUAUGGGAUUGCAUGUCGAGCCAGCAGCUGGUGGAUUUUAUCCACGAACAAAUGAACACAGAGAGCCGACUCUCCGCCAUUUGCGAGAAAGUACUCGAUAGGUGUCUGGCACCGACGACAAUGGGCGGGGAGGGAUGCGACAACAUGACGAUGAUUUUGGUGCAGCUCAAAAAGGCUAGUAGCUCGGGCACCGCAUCUGCAUCGGCAUCUGCUGCAGAACAAUCAACGCAAACUGAAUCUCGCGAUGAUGAGCAAGAGAAUACUAAUGGCUCUUUAAAUGAACACCCCAAAGUUUGAAGCUGCUGAAGAUGAACAAGGAAGCUGGUAGAAAUUAAACUGUAUAGAAUUAAACAAACUUUUUUAGCAUGCAAUGUGUAAUCCACUGCAGUUGUAUUCUUAUGCUUGUAUGGAGAGCUAGGCUCCUAUGCAUUCGAAAGUAUAGAAUCAAAAGUAUAGAAGUCUUCGUGCUUAAAAGUUGUUUUCGAUGAUGGGACAUCGGAUUCGACGAUCGGCUUCGUUAGGAAUGAAUCUACGCUAUUAGAAUUGUUUGGAGAUCAAAUUAUAUAUUUUUUUUUA
This is a messenger RNA of Ananas comosus (pineapple), 1739 nucleotides long. RefSeq names its product probable protein phosphatase 2C 60. Gene Ontology annotation, biological process: protein dephosphorylation. Gene Ontology annotation, molecular function: cation binding; protein serine/threonine phosphatase activity. The record is from RefSeq and is a predicted model, not a curated record. Lineage: Eukaryota; Viridiplantae; Streptophyta; Magnoliopsida; Poales; Bromeliaceae. The transcript has 13 exons. Bases 345 to 1460 code for a protein of 371 amino acids.